AGAAUCUCUCGUGCUGGAUUGUCAUAGCAAGUAGUAACGCCAAUUGUAGUCGUCUCCAUUUUCGCCCCUUCCUCGCGCAGUUUCCUGUCUCCCGCGCACGUCCUGGCGUCGCACGGGCGAGGGAAUGUGGUCGCGUUCUUCCAAAACAGAAAAGGGGGAAAGGAAGAAGUGAAGACCGGCCGAGAGACGCUUGCCGGGAGGCGGACGGAGACCGGAGGAGGCAGCGUUGACACGGGAUACGAAACGGCGAGCGUGGACUCCCGUCGGUUUCCACCUUGCGGCGGUCGGAGCGUGCAUGUAAGCGAGCGCUGGCUCACGAGUAAACAAGAAUGGAGGUGGAAGAGGGGGACGCGAAAAUGUGCAGGCUAUGCGGCCAGUACGAGAGGAUCUACAUCGACGUGUUUGGCGAGGAGGGCAUCAAGCGCUACCUCGGCCUCAAGAUCCACCGGAAGAUCAACAUCGUGAUAGACGAGAAGGAUCCUCUGCCCAAGGCGAUCUGUGUUCAGUGUCUGGGGAAGCUCGAAUUCGUUUGCGACUUUCAAGAGGAGUGUCUGCGCACCCAAGAGACGUUGCGCGAUCAUUACAAUCUACCACCGUUAACAGAGUCUAUCGAGGUAAAGAAUGAGGAAUCAGCGUCGCCGGUGGGCACCUCGUCGGCGGAUAAUAACAACAGUAUUGAAAAGAAUCUUAAUUCCACCAGAGACAGCCAGGCCGAGGAGAGCCAAGGUGACGUAGUUAAGAAUUCGGAACCGAAGAAGAAGAAACACACUCCGAAGAUCCUGAGAAGUCUUCGUAGUCAGCAACAGCAGCAGGCUUCCAAGUGCAAUGACGAGACCGCGGAGAAGAAUCAGGGCACGGAAACGUCGCCGACUCGCUGGCUCAGAAGCAAGCAAAGCGCGGACUCGUCGAACGCGGUGGACGACGUGGAGGAGAUCCCGAUCGCCAAUAGAUUGAGGAGUCAAAACAACGUGGAAAAUAACGCCGGUGUUCGUUCCGCGAAUAAUAAUAGUAAUAGCAGCACCGAGAGCGUAGACAAACAAGGCAGUCCGAAGCAGCAACAGGACUCGACGAUAACGACUCGGUUACCGACCUCGGCUCUGAAUAAAUUGUUAACGAUUUUCUCCAGCUCCCCCGACAUCGAGGUCUCCGUGAAGGAGACGAGAAAUCGAACCGACACCGAGGAUAUUAGCUUUACCGUGGAGCUGUGCAAGAAGCAAAACGACGAGGUGUUGACGGCGCGAGCACGAGUCUUCCCCGAUCAGGGCUACUGUCUGGUCGACACAAGGAUCGUGGAUUUGCUGCAGAGCGAGGGCAACGCGGAGGUGAACGGCAUCGUCAGCAGCAUCCUCAGCAGCACGUCGACGAAGAACAGCAGCGCGAUGGCGAAGCUGAAAAAUCUGGCGGAGUUGGAGCAACGGCUGGAGGCGACGCAGAACCCGGCGGAUCUCUUCAAGAUCGACGGCGAGGAGAUCAAGGUGGACGAUAAUGUGGAGCAUGUGGUGAACGGCACGCAGAACGGCUACGCGUGCAAGCUCUGUCGGAAAUUCUACGAGCGCCGUGACAAGUGCACGGUCCACGUGAAGACGCAUCUCGGUAUCAAGCAGUACACGUGCGUAGUCUGCAACGCCAAGUUCGUUUGCAAGUCCGACGUGAUGAAGCACAUCCGGUGCUCGCACACCAAUCCCAGGCCCAUACAGUGUCCCAAGUGUCCGAAGCGGUUCAAGUCCAAGUUCUACCUGGCCGAGCACGACAACGUUCACAAGGGCGUGCGGCCGUACAGCUGCGCGGACUGCGGGCAGAGUUAUCACCACAAGGUCUCGUUGCAAAUCCAUAUGAAGUCCCAUCUGCCGCCGCAGAAUCUGGCGUGCGAGUUUUGCGGCAAGGUCUUCCCGUUCCGCACGAGACUGCUCGGCCACAUCGCGAGUGUCCACACGAAGAAACGGCGCAAUUUCCGCUGCCGCUUUUGCUACAAUCUCUACUCGAGUCUGGCGGUGCUGAACGAGCAUAUCAAGACCCGUCACGCGACCACGUACACGUGCGACACGUGCGGCAAGACCUUCAAGGUCUCCUCCAAAUACAAGGCCCACGUGCUGCAGCACUCCAAUCCCAAGCCGUUCGAGUGUAAUGUCUGCAACAACCGUUACGCGUCUAAAGCGUUUCUCAACGAGCACCUGUUGAAGCACGAGGGUCUGCGCAAACACAUAUGCCAGGAGUGCGGCGCGAGGUUCGCGCAGGCGAGCCACCUGGCCGCUCAUCGUCACGUGCACGGAGAAAAGACGCACGCGUGCCCGGAAUGCGGCAAGAAGUUCAAUCGUCGCGACAACAUGAAGGUGCACCGGAAGCGACACUUCGGCGAGAAGAAGACUGGUGCGGCUGGCAAGCAGAAGGUCGCGUCCAAUAACAAUCUGGCUGCUUUCACCGCGUCCGUUAACGAGAAGUAACGCUCAACGCAGGUAAUCACUGGAGAGGAGAAAAGACUAUAAGAGAUCUGUAAUCUCGUAAUAGACUGGACCAGAAUUCGCGAGGAAUUGAAGAAAGAAGCUUCCAAGAUUGAAUACUUAACUGAGUAUUUCGAUUGAGAAGAUUGCUCAAAGACGGCAAUUGCCUUUGCAUAUACACAAUUGGUGCUUCGAUGAAUUCCCGAACGUCAUUCCUUUUAUCUUUAGCAGUACAGCUGAACUUCCUCCUCCCCUCAUCUAUUUUCUUAACUCGGGGACCAAUCUUCUAUUCUUAGUCCCUUCCCUGGAGAGCCCGUUCUUAUUUUAAUAUUAGUACAAUAAUACACACGGAAAGAAUUUUUUCUUAAAAUUUAUCCUGAUAAUC
Vollenhovia emeryi is the source of this 2823-nucleotide messenger RNA. Its product is annotated as zinc finger protein 182-like. NCBI's taxonomy places the organism in Eukaryota, Metazoa, Arthropoda, Insecta, Hymenoptera, Formicidae. The record is from RefSeq and is a predicted model, not a curated record. The transcript is spliced from 3 exons. Gene Ontology annotation, cellular component: nucleus. The coding region runs from base 330 to 2441 and encodes 703 amino acids. Gene Ontology annotation, molecular function: zinc ion binding.